Molecule: messenger RNA, 4271 nt
Organism: Frieseomelitta varia
Lineage: Eukaryota; Metazoa; Arthropoda; Insecta; Hymenoptera; Apidae
Exons: 23
Coding region: 279-4187 (1302 amino acids)
Molecular function (GO): sulfotransferase activity
Source: RefSeq, a predicted model, not a curated record
UUUUCAAACCGGGAACGUAUCUUGUUUGAUCUCUUCUUGAUAAGAUAAGAUUUACAUUUACGUAUUCAUUUGCAAUAUUUUCUGAGUUGAUUUAAUUUUCAUCUCGAAUGCCGAGACGUUUGUUCACGUUUGCAAAAUCGAUUUUUGCGUUAUUACAAAAUUGAGUGAAUUCAAGUGAAUUUUAGUUCCAGCUUCAUCGAAGAAACUGUGCGGAACGAAAAUCAGUUGUGUUUAUUCAAUAAAGUACGGUUUUUGCAGGAUACGCCAAGUGUCACAAAAUGACGACUCAGAUUAAAACCGAUGAUUUGGAUCAAAUUUUGAUGGACACAUUUACGAAUGAAUUUCGUAAAGGAUACAUAACGGUAAAUGGUUUUUCAAUGCCAGUGGGAUACAGAGAUCUGGCUGAAACAAUCGAGAACUUCGAAGUCAAGGAUGACGACAUUUGGGUUUGCAGUUUCCCAAAGACCGGAACUACGUGGACCCAGGAAAUGAUCUGGAACAUCGCAAAUAAUUUGAACUUUGAAGAAGCGAAAGUACCAUUGAGCGAAAGAUUCCCCUUUCUAGAGUUCACCGCACUUUUCGACUACAACAGUCUCAAAGCAGCUCAUCCAGAAAAAGAGUUCAGCCAGUCAGUUGUAAAUAGCGUGGGAUUUGUGAAAGAUAAACCUUCCCCGAGAUUCAUAAAAUGUCAUUUACCGUUUUGUUUGCUUCCGCGCCAGAUACGAACUGGCGAGAAGAAACCGAAAAUCAUUUACGUGGCCAGAAAUCCAAAGGACACUUGCAUCUCUUAUUAUCAUCAUUGUCAACUGUUGGAAGGUUAUCGCGGCAAUUUCGAUGACUUCUGCCGCCUUUUCUUGGGAAACAAACUGAAUUACACCCCAUAUUGGGACCACAUUCUCGAUUUCUGGAAGCAAAAGGCACAUCUUAACUUGCUGUUUUUGAAAUACGAAUAUAUGAAAGCUGAUUUGCCAGCGGUGAUAAAGAAAUCAGCUGCGUUUCUCGAUAAAACCUUGUCCGAGGAUCAAGUAAAAACAUUGGCGGAACAUUUGAACUUUGCCAAUAUGAAAGUAAAUCCGGCUGUGAAUUACGAACAAGCCAUCAUACGGAGCAAGAAAUCGUUUAGUAUCGAAGGUUCAUUUAUUCGGAGUGGUCAGAUCGGCCAAUGGAAAGAAAGAAUGUCCGACAGCAUGAUCCAAGAAUUCAACAGGUUGACGGAAGAAAAGUUUUCUGACUACAAUCUUAUUUGUGUCGACGAGUCAGAUCGCGAGGAAUAUAGAGGGAAAUACCUUGGCAAGUUGAACGCGUAUCAUCAUCAAGUUGCUGGCGAUGUUUACGUGGUUGACGAAUACACGUUGCUGUUAACUUCCUUCAGCUACGAUGGCAACGGAGCCGAUACUUUCUUCUGGGCUGGCGCAUCGAAUCGACCUGGCCCGCAAGGUUUCAUCGUGCCUGAUGAAUGGGGCAAAACAAAUGUUCUCGAUCGAUACCUAAAUAAGGAUUUCACUCUUACCUUACCGGACAAUAAGAGAAUAACUGAUAUAAAAUGGUUCGCUGUGUACGAUCUGGGAAGCCAGAAUACGUUUGGCGACGUGUACAUCCCCGACGAGUUCGAUCCACCUGCACCACAGAAGAUCUCUCAACUAACGAAACGAUCGCACGGAGUGUCUUCGGGACCCAUUGUGAUCAUGGAUUCAAAAACUAUCAAAAUACCGGAAUUCACGUACGAGGAACGAGGAACAGACACGUAUUUCUGGGUAGGACUUGGCCCACAACCUAGUAGCAAAGGAACGAAAGUGCCAGACGAGUAUGGCUACCUGGAAUCGAUUCGUACUUACAAAGAAGAAGAUGUGAUCAUUCAACUACCUGGAGACAUGACAGUUUUCAACAUUGAUUGGUUAAGCAUAUUUGAUGUGAAGACCAAGACUAGUUACGGCUCUGUCAUCAUUCCAGAUGGAUUAAACGUGCCUCCUUCGUUAGUAAAAGUGAUCAAGCGUAUGCAGACUCUGCCAAAUUGUAUUCAACUUCACAAACGAUUUCAAGUCGGCUGGGAAAUUUUUGGUCCACAGAUCACUGUCCAAUUAACAGGACAAAUUGGUGAAGAUGAAUUUAUGGCGUUUGGUCUCUCUGGUUCCGAAACUUCUAGCCAGAUGGAAGGUGCGGAUGCGGUGAUUGCUUACGUGGACGGUACUAAAGGCUACGCGAUAGAUUAUAACAUUACCGCGAAAGCUCCAUGUGGAAAAGUCCUUGGCCAAUACAAGGGAGUCUGCAGAGAUGAACUAGUCGGUGCCUUGGAUAAUAAUCAAUUAUAUACUGCGGUCAGAGAGGAUGGGAUUAGUAUUGUUACUUACAGACGUACCCUCAACUCGUCCGAUCCAGGAGACAAAGAGUAUCCUACAGACAGACCAGUUUACGUGAUAUGGGCCUUGGGAAGAUUGGAUGAAAACAAAGAGCCAACUUUCCAUGAUGUAUAUCCCAAGAGCGAUUUGAAGUUGGAGUUAGCUCCCGAAGAACCAGAGAACACCUGUAUGGAUUUUACUGAAAAUAAUGAGAGGCUGAUAGAACCUUGGGAGAAGACAGAAAUAUUUGAUAGAAGUAUUCGGACGUUCAGAGCCACCAUCGGCCCAUCUGGAGGCAAAAAGGGCUAUCAAGGAAUUACAGGACAAACGUCUACAGGUUUAGCAUGGUACAUCGAGGGCCAAUUGGUGCCUGAACUAUACCUGCGUCGAGGAUUGACUUACAAUUUCCGUAUUCACGGCGGAAAUAAUCCUCAUAGCCCCAAUCUGUACCAUCCAUUAAUUAUAACUAACGAACCACACGGUGGAUACGAUAAACUCAGCGAUGCAGCACAAAGUACAAUUAGAGUUUUAGCCGGGGUUGAAUUCACCAGAAGAGGACAACCGAGACCAACAGCAGUUGGUCCACUUUGUUUAAGCAAACAUGGUACACGAGAUAGAAGACUAGAUGAUGAUUUCAUGACGUUCAAACAAUUCAAUAGAACAUUAGUGAGCGUGUGCGAGCCAGGUGAGGGCGGUGUUUUAGAAGUUACGCCAAAUUCCACCUGGCCAGAUAUUGUUUAUUACAAUUCAUUUACCCACGCAAAUAUGGGGUGGAAGAUACACAUAAUGGAUGCUUACUCGAAGAGCAUCGCUGUUACUCAACAAUUAUCGUUACUUGCAGGAAUAGCGGCUGUGUUUUUUCUGGACAAUAAAAAACCUUUGAAUUUCACCACGGUCGAAGGAGAUGUGGGAGAAAAAUUGGACAAGAUGUACGGCGUGAAACCUAGUUUCCUAAGAGUGGAACCAGGCAAUUGUUUAUUACCACCCCAAUUUGUUUUUCACGGUACAAAGAUCAGGGAUAUGGAGGUCUACGACGAUGAUGUAUGGAUGGUUUCGUAUCCACGAACUGGUAGCCACUGGGCACAGGAAAUGGUGUGGUGUAUCGGAAACAACUUCGACUACAAAAAUGCGGAGACUUUAUUUGUCUUACGUAAUCCGUUGCUCGAAGCUUCGUCAUUGAUGGUCACGGGAGACUGUGCGGAAUGGUUUGCGAAGAUGGGCGAUUCUGUUGAAAAUAUCACGAAGAUGAAACGACCCAGAUACAUAAAGUCUCACCUCCCUCUCGACUUGUUACCGCAGCAAAUCCAUCAAAAGAGACCAAAAAUAGUCUAUGUUACCAGAAAUCCAAAGGACACCUGUGUCAGCUUUUAUCAUUACUGUAAAAAAUUUCACAAUAUAGUAGGAAGUUUCGAAGAAUUUGCUGCAUUGUUUUUAAAAGACAACAUACCAAUGGCACCGUUUUGGAAUCACGUUUUGAAAUUCUGGGCAAUAAGAGAACAAGAGAAUGUGUUAUUUUUAACGUACGAAGAGAUGAAAAAGGAUCAAAGCGAAACGAUUAGAAGGACAGCAAAAUUUCUGGGGAAAACUCCGACGGAGAAACAAAUUGCUGACCUUAGCGAGCACUUGCAGUUUUCAAAGAUGGCAGCCAAUCCCGCCAUAAAUAUGGAGUUGAUCGUGCCGCAGAAGGACGUGCCUGAGAACGACAAAUUUAUAAGAAAGGGCAAAAUCGGUGACUGGAGAAACUACAUGUCCGAGGAGUUGUCUCAAAGAUUUGACGAAUGGACCGAGAGACACUCAGGCGGAAGUGGCCUCGUUUUCGACAAGGAAGCAAUGUCAUAUGACGAAGAAUGACACAAUAUGUAAAACGAUUAUACAUUUCUCGAUUGUUAUAUUAUUUUCAUGUUGUGUAAAUGUACAUACGGUUCCGAUUAUAUA